AUGCUCGGCAUCUUCCGUACGCGUCCCAAGCACACACGUUUGCCACAACAUGAUUCAGAAAGUCUGGAUAGCGACACGCUUCUGCCUUCGUCCUGCUCCGCGACAACCGAGGGUAAUAAGUCUGAGCAGCUAGAUCGAUACAGUCGCGAUGUUCAGAUUGCGGUGAGAACGCUUGCGAUAUGUACUAUUGUGUACCUAGGCGCGGCUUUGUGGGUAGUCUUCAGUGUUCAGAAGACUUCAUUUGUAGUGGAUCCUGAUGCAUUUUGCAUGCAUCAUGUUUCGAGAUACUGCGUAGCACCGGUCGUCAGAGACGUCAAUCCGAAUUGGCACACCGAGCUGUUCAAUGGUUCCUUCUUGCACGAGAAUGUCUAUCGACAGUCAGCGGGCCCAGAAGUUGAUGCCGCAUGGGAGGCUCUAGGCGUGGAUUAUCGCAGUAUAGUGAUUCGAUCGGAAGAGGCUGACGAAAUGGGACUGCGGCGCGAUCAGGUCAAGAUAAGUCAAGAAUAUGGCGGUGGAUUUCCCGCAAACGUGGAAGGACUGCACCAUUUGCAUUGUUUGAACCUCGUCCGUCAGGCGUUGCAUUGGAACUACGACUAUUAUCUUGCGAAGAAAGAGGGGCCGUUCGUCAACAGCGAGUAUAUUAUUCGUGUGCACACGACGCAUUGCUUGGACAUCCUAAGACAGGUGCUUAUGUGCAACCCUGACGUGGGGGUACUGGGCCAGGUGUGGUGGCAGCCAGACACUGAGCCAGAGCCAAUACCGUUUGUUGAUUUCAACACACGCCAUCGAUGCCGGGACUUUGAGGCGGUUCGAGCAUGGGCGGAGGCGCAUCAACUGCCUCCAGAGAAGGAGGUCAAUAUGAGCCACUUCUACGAACAGCCCGAGGCAGGAGACGUGGUCUACACUGAGCUCCCAUGA
Messenger RNA from Plenodomus lingam JN3, 918 nucleotides. NCBI's taxonomy places the organism in Eukaryota, Fungi, Ascomycota, Dothideomycetes, Pleosporales, Leptosphaeriaceae. The record is from RefSeq and is a predicted model, not a curated record.